UAUGGGGAGGAAGGGGCCUGGGGCGUGAAUUCUUGGGUCCCUGGUGAGGAAGGCGCCGAGGGACUGACUCCUGGGUUCCUUGGGGAGGAGGGGGCCGGGGGCCCGGAUUCCUGGGUCCUGGCACCCACCCGUAGAACCGACCUUGCGGGGCCUUCGCCGCACACAAGCUCGUGUCUGUGGGUCCGUGUCGGGGGCUCACCAUCGCGGCUGGGGCCUCCCCGGCCCUCCCCGCCCUCCCUGGCCCCCGUCUGUCCGUCCAGUCCAUCCGUCUGUCUGUCCACCUGCCGCGCCCCCCGGGCUGAGGUAGGAGGUUGUAUAGUUGAGGAGGACACCCACGGAGAUCACUAUACGGCCUCCUAGCUUUCCCCAGGCUGCGCCCUGCACGGGACGGCCCGGCGGGGACCCCUGACCCCGGUCCCCUGCCCCACUCCGCCAGGCUGGGGAGAGGGGCUGCCGCAGGGAUCCUGGGAGGAGAGGCUGGGCUGCUCCUCGUGUCCUCGUCCCUCCAUCCCUUCCUCCCCCUUCCCUCGAAGAGUUCCUCUCCCAUCUGGAUAUCUCUGCUUUGCUUUCUCUCUGUCUCUCCAUCCCCGCUGGGUCUCUGCACAGUGACCUCUGAGACCCUGUCUCCAUCUGUCUCUUAUGGUGCUUUCUGGGUCUCUGACGCUCCCGAUGUCUCUCCGUGGCUCGGUUUCUGUCUUUCGGGCCCUCACGGUGUCUCUGUGCCACGUCCGUUUCUGCUGCACCCCACUACCACACCCCAGGGCCUGGCGGGCCCCCGCACACCGUACUGCCGGCCUCUGGGUCCCUGAGACCCUUUAACCUGUGAGGACGUCCAGGGUCACAGGUGAGGUUCUUGGGAGCCUGGCAUCCGGCCCAGCCAUCAGCCUGGGGUCCGACCCCUGACCCCUGACCACUGACCCCACACACUCUUCCUCCCUGAAAACCCUGGAGCCUGACAUUGGACUGGAGACUGAAACCCGACCUCUGACCCCGUAUCUUGAGCCCCUCCCCCACACCACAGUGACCUCACAAAAGUCUCCAGCUUCUCCACAGGCUGAGACCCUCCGCUAUGGCCCUUCUGGCCCCAGGGAGCGUUGUGCCGUCCGCCCUGGUGGCCCUCACGGUUUUCAGGGCCUCCGCCUGGGCCUGUCUCCUCUGCUUCACGUCUUACAACGAGCGCCUCCAAAUCUGCCAGAUCUUCACCGGCCUGGAGAGCCCCGACCUCGGGAAGUGUGAGGAGGCCUUCACAGAUGCCUUUAAGGGCCUCCUGGACACUGAAAUCAACUACGAUGAAAGGAGCCACCUGCACGAUGCCUUCACCCAGAUGACCCACUCCCUGCAGGAGGUGGCCGCCGCCCAGGGGUCCUUUCGGGUUGCCUUUCCUCAUGCCGCGGAGAAAAUACAGAAGAUUAUAUUACAGCUUAAAGAAGUCCGGGCCUGCAUCCCUCCCUGCGGACUCCAGGAGGUCGCCCGGCGUUUCCGCUGCCGAGGGUGCUACUCCACGGUCUGCGACCUCCCGCUAGACUGCCCAGUUCAGGACUUGACGGUGACUCGGGGUCAUCAGGCUAUGUUCUUUUGCACUGUGAACUUCCAGCUGCCUAAGGAAGAGAUCACCUAUUCCUGGAAGUUCGCAGGAGGAGCUCCGGACUCAGGACCUGUCCUACUUCCGAGAGAUUCCGCGGGCCCGAGGAUACCUGGCACGGAUCCGGCCGGUGCAGCCCACGCACCGCGGGACCUUCUCUUGCGUGAUCACACACGACCAGCGCCCCCUGGCGCGGCUCUACUUCUUUCUGAACGGUGCGGGCGGGGCGGAGCUGCGCGGCAGGGGCGGGGCUACGUGAGGGGUGGGGCUCGCGCCCGGCUGACGUGCACGUCCCCGCAGUGACAGGUCCGCCACCGCGCGGGGAGACUGAGCUCCAGGUCGCUUUUCGGGAAGUGUUGCGCUGGGCGCCACGGGAGGGGGAGAUGAUCGAACCCUGGACGCCCAGCCUGGGCGAGCUGCUGGCCAGGCCCGAGGCUCUGACGCCGGGCAAUCAGUGCCUGCUCGCGGUCGCUGUGGCCUUAGCCUCAGCCAGUGCGACCGUGCUGGCGUGGUGAGUCCCUGGGACCCCAGAAUCCCAGCAUCUGGCUCUCCUUUCCCAGACCCAAGAGUCUGGGUUCCCAGCCCCUCCUCCCUCAGAUCCAGAAGUCCGAGUCUCCAGACCCUUUUAGUCAGGAGUCCAGGCCCCCACCCCCUCCUUCCUCAGACCAGGAGUCAUAACUCCCAACCCCUAUUUUCUCAGAUCUAAGAGUCCAAGCCCUAUCACCCACCUUUGGGACCUAGGCUCCAGGACCCAGAUUUCUGGUCCCCAGCCUCUCCCACACACACACGAACAUCUCCUUUUUUCCCCAGGAUAUUCUUUCGAUGGUACUGCAGCGGCGACUAACAAAGGUAUCUUUUUUAUCCUAUUUCCAUCCCUAAAAUAAAGAAUCUAUUUCAGCUCUCUAGAUUCUUUCAUCUUCGAAGGUGGUCACUACUAACUUAGGAGGAAGAGCGGCACACCCCAAAGAUGCCCAGGUGCCCGUGCCCCCCUAACGACGGUAAGAGGCGCAGCUGUCGCAGUGCAGGGUCCUGUACUGAGGCUAUAGGUGCAAGCCCAGGCCCCUCCCCGGAUUUCUGGCAGCAUCCUGGACAUUUCCGCCUGCAGCAGUCACCCUUAAAGAGUCCUUGAUAUCGCCCUGAAAGCCUGUUCCUCCCCCAAGACUUUCUUGCUGUCGUAAAGGGCACCAUCAUCCACGCAGCUCCUCAACCAGAAACCGAAGUUGCGUUUAAUUCCUCCUCCACUUCCAAUCUAGGUCCAAAUCUCAGCCUUUUCAAUUCCUAAAUAUCUCACGGAGCUGCGCUCUCUCCGUGGUCCGCCACCAUCUCUUGCGUGGAUCACUGCGGCAGCCCGUCGCCACUGGCCUCCCUGGCUCUGCUCAGCCUUGUGUCAACGCAGUCCAUUCUCCACAAAGCAGCCAGAGUGGUUUUUUUUUUUUUUUUUUUUUUUGCUACUUUGGCUAAGGUUUUAUUUUUUUAAUUUUUAUUGGAGUGUAGUUGAUUUACAAUACUGUAUUCCUGCUGUACAGCAAAGUGAAUCAGUUAUACAUAUACAUAUAUCUACUCCUUUUUAGAUUCUUUUCCCAUACAGGUCAUUACAGAGCAUUAAGUAGAGUUCCCUGUGCUAUACAGUAGGUCCUUAUUAGUUAUCUAUUUUAUAUAUAGUAGUGUGUAUAUGUCAAUCCCAACCUCUAGAGUGAUAUUUUGAAGUUUGUCAGAUCAGGUCACUCCUCUGCUCAGAACCCUUGAGCGGCUCCCCGUUGCCAUUGGAACAAAAUCCAGUUCCUUGUCAAGGCCUCCAAAGGCCCCCAAGGUUCUGGUUAACUUUGUCCCACCCCACUCUUCCCCCUUGAUCUUUCUAUCUUGCAGUUCCUCUGGCCUUUGCUCAUUCGUUGUAUUCAUCAUGAUUCUUCUCAUUCUCUCUAGGACCUGGGUACAUACUAUUUUCUGCCUAGAAUAAUGUUCCCUUUUUUGUCUAGUUAACUCAGUUACGAUUUCCCCUGAAUGGCCUUUACAUGCAUUAACCCAUUUAAUCUCCAGGACAAGGCUGUGUGGGCAGGCACUGUGUUUAUGUGCCUGACUCCACCUUCUUCUCCUCCCCCUCUUUACUCUCUAGCCCCACUGGCCUUCUUUUUUUUGCCCCUUGAACAUGCAGAGUUCAGUCCUGUCCCUGGGCCUUUGCACAUGCUGUUCUUCCUACUUGAAAUGACUUUACUCUGAACCUCACAAAGCCACCUCCCUCUCAUUGCACAGGUCCCAGCUCAAAUGUCACCUCUGACUACUCCCCUCCUCCCACAUGACAUCCUCCUAUUUUAUUUUAUUUUUUAAAUUUAUUUUUUAUUUUUAAUUUUAUUUAUUUAUUUAUUUAUGGCUGUGUUGGGUCUUCGUUUCUGUGUGAGGGCUUUCUCCAGUUGCGGCAAACGGGGGCCACUCUUCAUCGCGGUGUGCGGGCCUCUCACCAUCGCGGCCUCUCUUGUUGCGGAGCACAGGCUCCAGACGCGCAGGCUCAGUAAUUGUGGCUCACGGGCCCAGCUGCUCCGCGGCAUGUGGGAUCUUCCGGGACCAGGGCUCGAACCCGUGUCCCCUGCAUUGGCAGGCGGACUCUCAACCACUGCGCCACCAGGGAAGCCCCUUAUUUUAUUUUUUAAUUUUUUUUGGUUGUGCCACGAGGCUUGGGGGAUGUUGGUUUCUGACCAGGGAUCGAACCCGGGUCCUCAACAAUGAAAGCACUGAGUCCUAACCACUGGACCACCAGGGAGUUCCCAACGUCCCCCUAUUUUAGCUUGUGCAUUAUAUGUGUUCAGACCUAAUGUAACCUUAUUUUUUAAUUUGGUUUUGUGUCUUCCCCACUUAAAAGGUAAGAUCCUUCAUGUUCUUAUUUACCGAUGUGUUCCCCUUCACUGAUUCAUUCAAUCAGCAAAUAUUUACUGAGCGUUUACUAUGUGCCAGGCAUUUUCAAGGCACUGUAGACACAGCAAUGAAGAAAUCAGAACAGACAAAAAUCUGCACCCUCAAGAUAGGCGGAGGGGAUUAAGAGAUACAAACUAUUAUGUAUAAAAUAAAUACGCUACAAGAAUAUAAUGUACGGCACAGGGAAUAUAGCCAAUAUUUUAUAAUAACUUUAAAUGGGAGUAUAAUCUAUAAAUUAUUGAAUCACUCUGUCGUAUGCCUAAAACUUGUAUAAUAUUGUACAUUAUCUGUACUUUAAUUAAAAAAAAAAUUCUGCACCCUCAUGGAGUUUAGAUUCUCAUCGAUGG
Balaenoptera acutorostrata (minke whale) is the source of this 4836-nucleotide messenger RNA. RefSeq names its product sperm acrosome associated 6 (gene SPACA6). The transcript has 7 exons. The coding region runs from base 1070 to 1885 and encodes 271 amino acids. Lineage: Eukaryota; Metazoa; Chordata; Mammalia; Artiodactyla; Balaenopteridae. The record is from RefSeq and is a predicted model, not a curated record. Gene Ontology annotation, biological process: fusion of sperm to egg plasma membrane involved in single fertilization.